Diaporthe amygdali is the source of this 1551-nucleotide messenger RNA. Its product is annotated as glutamate decarboxylase. Gene Ontology annotation, cellular component: cytosol. Bases 1 to 1551 code for a protein of 516 amino acids. NCBI's taxonomy places the organism in Eukaryota, Fungi, Ascomycota, Sordariomycetes, Diaporthales, Diaporthaceae. The transcript is spliced from 8 exons. Gene Ontology annotation, molecular function: pyridoxal phosphate binding; glutamate decarboxylase activity. The record is from RefSeq and is a predicted model, not a curated record. Gene Ontology annotation, biological process: L-glutamate catabolic process.
AUGGUUCACCUUAGCCACAUCCCCAACCCCGAGGACGUCAAGGACCACCUCGCCGAGGAGCUCAAGAAGGUCCAUCUCGAAUCAUUCGAGAAUGAUGACUUCACCACCUCGGUCUAUGGCUCCAAGUUUGCCUCCCAGGACCUCCCUCGUUACGAGAUCCCCGACGGGGAGAUGCCGAAGGAGGUUGCUUACCGCUUGAUCAAAGACGAGCUGUCCUUGGAUGGAAAUCCCAUGCUCAACCUUGCCUCAUUUGUCACCACCUAUAUGGAGGACGAGGCCGAGAAGCUCAUGGCCGACGCCCUCUCCAAGAACUUCAUCGAUUACGAGGAAUACCCAAAGACGGCCGAGAUACAGAACCGAUGUGUCAACAUGAUUGGAAAGCUCUUCCACUCCCCGACUGGCGAGGGCUCUGGUGCUAUUGGCACCAGCUGCGUCGGCUCGUCUGAGGCUAUCAUCCUGGGUGUUCUGGCCAUGAAGAGACGCUGGAAGAACAAGCGCAAGGCCGAGGGCAAGUCGACUGAGAACCCCAACAUCGUGAUGAAUUCAGCGGUACAAGUCUGCUGGGAAAAGGCUACUCGAUAUCUCGAGAUAGAUGAGCGGCUCGUGUACUGCACCGAGGAGCGUUACGUCAUCGACCCCAAAGAGGCCGUUGACCUCGUCGACGAGAACACAAUCGGUAUCUGCUGCAUCCUCGGAACCACUUACACAGGCCAGUACGAAGACGUCAAGGCCGUCAACGACCUGCUAAUCGAGCGCGGGCUGGACACUCCAAUCCAUGUUGAUGCAGCCAGCGGUGGCUUCGUGGCUCCUUUUGUGAACCCUGAUCUUGAGUGGGACUUCCGCUUGCCCAGAGUCGUCUCGAUCAACGUCUCGGGACACAAGUACGGGCUUGUAUACCCAGGUGUGGGAUGGGUAGUAUGGCGGGAUGCCGAGCAUCUUCCCCAGGAGCUGGUGUUCAACAUCAACUACCUCGGUGCCGACCAGAGUUCAUUCACUCUGAACUUCUCCAAGGGAGCUUCGCAAGUGAUUGGACAGUACUACCAACUGAUCCGCCUGGGCAAGAAAGGCUACACUCAGAUCAUGAAGAACUUGACGCGGACCGCAGAUUACCUCUCGGACUCCCUGCAGGCAUUAGGGUUCAUCAUCAUGUCAGAGAAAUCCGGAGAAGGUCUUCCACUGGUGGCAUUCCGCCUGCCACCCGAUGCGGAUGGAGAGAGGUCCUAUGACGAGUUUGCCCUAGCACAUCAGCUCCGUGUUCGAAGCUGGGUGGUGCCGGCGUAUACGAUGGCCCCGAAGACCAAGAACCUCAAGAUGCUGCGUGUCGUGGUAAGGGAGGACUUCACCAGAAGUCGAUGCGAGUCCCUCAUCACGGAUGUCAAGCUUUGCAUGCAACUUCUUGAGCAGAUGGACAAGGAUGGCGUGAAGCGUCAGCAAGAGUUCAUCAACAAGCACCACCUUCACAGUGGAAAGGCGACCCAUAACCACCCCAAGUACAAGAAUGAGAAACACUCUCUCCAAGGCAAGACGGGCAAGACCCACGCCGUUUGCUAG